This is a messenger RNA of Pseudoliparis swirei, 1290 nucleotides long. It is a transcript of the gene pkig, whose product is annotated as protein kinase (cAMP-dependent, catalytic) inhibitor gamma. Gene Ontology annotation, molecular function: cAMP-dependent protein kinase inhibitor activity. The record is from RefSeq and is a predicted model, not a curated record. Bases 483 to 725 code for a protein of 80 amino acids. The transcript has 3 exons. Gene Ontology annotation, cellular component: nucleus; cytoplasm. NCBI's taxonomy places the organism in Eukaryota, Metazoa, Chordata, Actinopteri, Perciformes, Liparidae. Gene Ontology annotation, biological process: negative regulation of cAMP-dependent protein kinase activity.
AGCUAGCUGUUCGGCAAGUUGCAAUGUUCACUUCUCCGGAGGAAAUUAGGGUUUCACACCCAAGCCCCGGGUCCCAUUGGAAGAGGAAGGAUAUAGGGCAAAUCUAUACACCGGAGCUGAACAGACCAGGCUUUUAUUUAUUUACGUAGGAAGACCGGAGAGCGACAACAAUGCUAAUCCCGAUGAGGAAAUGCAGCUCCCUUGUGUUUGAAGUGGGCUGGUUGUCAACCCAGCAGCUGCUGACAUCGUGUGAAUAGACGGUGCCCAGACCACAUCGGUCGGGGGCUGAGAGGCGCCGAGCAAGAGGGCAGAAAGGCUGAGGCUCACAAGCGUUGCGGCGCUCGCACUGUGUAGCACUUAGCUCGGCAGGGUGAAGGGAUUUUAAUUUGUCUGAAGCGGUCUGGUGUCUGCUCGGAGGCACCCGAGAACAGACCAGGCAACUCGGAUUACUUUGGUGUAAUGAGAGCGCUGGUCAUGGGCAGAUGAUGGACGUGGAGACGUCGUACUCGGACUUCAUCAACUGUGACCGCACAGGCCGCAGGAACGCAGUACCCGACCUCACAGGGCAAGGGCAAGGACAAGGAGCGGCCAGCACCAGUGAACUCACCAAAGAUUUGGCAGAGAUGGACCUGAAGGCUGCAGAAGGAGACCCGGGGGCCUCCCCAGCCCCUGGGGCAGAGGGCUCCACCAGCCAAGAUGCCCAGGGAGGCGGAGGCCCGUCCUAAACUCAGCCAGAGACCAAAGGGCGGCAGAGCCGAGGAGUGAAAGGUGAAGGGAGGAAGCUCGUGGGUGUGGAGAGACGAGGAGAAAGGAAAGAGUGUACAUUGGUUGUCCUAACUGGACACGAGGACACCUUCGCUCACUGCCAGCCUGUUUGGAGCCUCCGCAGCCCAAAUGUUCGCCUUUUCAUUGGAUCAGAUUGUAACAGCAGAACUGACUGGAGACGCUGCUCUUGUGCUUCACUCUCCGUUAGUCAUUUAUAUUCCUGACCGGACAAGAAAGCACAGACACUUUGGAUUUGUGUGUGUGGAGAUGAACUGAGCUUAACAGAAUUCCUUUAUAACACUCAAAACAUUGUUCCGUGUCAUGGACGGGCGUAUUCAUAAUCAUCCGUUUGUCAUUUUCUUUCCAUGUGUUUGUGACCCUCUUGUCCUCGUCAUUUCUUUUGUAACGAAACAUAGUCGCCAUUAUUCUGUCGUGUACGGACUUCAUAUUUAUUGCUUAAUGUUCAGUGAUAACUUUGUGAUAGCAAAUUUCUUUGUGUAAUAAAAUACUUAUGAAUUACUGUAA